Molecule: messenger RNA, 1341 nt
Organism: Danaus chrysippus (African queen)
Lineage: Eukaryota; Metazoa; Arthropoda; Insecta; Lepidoptera; Nymphalidae
Source: the annotation of a GenBank genome assembly
AUGAACAGCAAUAAAUGCAAGAAGAUGAAUAGAAAAUCUAAACGAGGAAAAUGGUGCAGGGCCAUCCCACGACAAAGUGGUCAUGCCCUGGAAACAGCUCUCAAGUUAUUUGAAAAACAAACAGAUAUUGAUACUAUGAGAGAGGAGAAGCUGAGAAGUGAAAAACUAACAAAAAAUGCUUUAAAACAACAAAGUGCUUUAAAACAAAAAGCGAAGGCGCAUUUUUUAACGCCGCUCGGAGGAAAAGAGCCGUUCCGGCCACUAGAACCCGAAUUGCUCGAGAGGGCAAAAGUGUUAUUGUUGCGACAGAGUCAAGAGUGCUUCAGGAAAGAGAAAAAGGCCACAGAAGGCCAUAGACCCCUCGACCGGAGUAGGAGGCUCAAACGACUAGACGUCACCCUGGGCGACGGGCUGCUAAGACCGAGACCUCAGGCAGCCGGUCAUAUUAGAUGCAAGAGACGAUGUCGUAAAGCUAAUAGUGAUGUGCAAAUUAAAUCACGGCAACCAUGCGACCGUGAUGAACGAGAUCAGAAGAAGAUUCUGGGUCCUGGGCCUGAGAUCUGCGGUACGAGCGAUAACCCACCAGUGCCAAUGGUGCCGAGUGCACAAGGGCACCCCGAAGACCCCACCCACAGGGAACCUACCGCGAGAGAGGCUUCGAUAUGGCGAGCCACCCUUUACCUGCACCGCGAAGUGCGAAAAUGUCUGGCUCAUAUACCGACGGACUUGGUACGAAGAGAAGAGACAGCGACGAAUCAUCAAGUUAUUAUUGAAGAAGAGAUCUUGGAGAAACACAGGCGAUAUAAGAAGCGGCGUGUCACCCAAACCGAUGAGGAGGUUAUUCCAACGUUCCGACCGGAUGAAAAAUCUGGCAACGUCAAGGGAUGGUUGCAUAAGAUCGACCAAUUGGGCGACGUGUACGGAUGGAACAACAAAGAUCGACAGUUCAUCAUGCAGAUACGUCUUCGAGGGUCGGCUAGAGACUGGUAUGAAGAUCUGGAAGACUAUGAUCUCAUAUGGACGGAGUGGAAGGACGCUUUAGAGACCGCUCCGACUAAGUCCAGGCAGGAGGCCGUUGAGGCCUUCAAAAAUAGCAUCUCUUUCAGAGAUUGCACCUAUGCUCCAGCAGUGGUCUCACCGGUCUCCAACAAUAAAAUCAGGGUAGAGUUUGACACCCAGGCGCAUGACGACGCCUUUACUAAACUUCGCAGCAAACCAGACGCGCCAGUGACAGCCGAACCAGCAAGGAAGCUCAAACCUAUGAUCUUGCUGAAGAGAAUCAGCUCCGACAUGGCACCGGAAGAUCCUACGCCAAAACCCGCAACUUCACACAUACACUGA